Messenger RNA from Prorocentrum cordatum, 372 nucleotides. The record is from the annotation of a GenBank genome assembly. NCBI's taxonomy places the organism in Eukaryota, Dinophyceae, Prorocentrales, Prorocentraceae.
AUGGACCCGCGACGGCCCUCCCUUCCAGAACUCGAUGAUGCCCUGCUCCAGGCGAUACCCGCCAAAAUCUGGCAUGGGCACAUCUGGCACGCCUGUCUUGGCCACACCUUCUGGCACUGCUGCCUUUCACGUCAGAGUUCCGUAAAAGUGAAUUUCCGGAGUUCCGUCCGGAUUGUUUGGAAGCGCUCCCAGCGCGGACCUACGAAUUCGCGCGGAUGUUCGACAGUCUGUGUUGAUGCCGCAUUUUGCUCCUUCAGCGGCGAGCUCAUCUACUUGCAUUCAGUUGCCGCCUGUCUGGUCCUGCGUGCUGCACUGUGCUGCAUCACGCGGGUUGGCCCGAUCUUGCUGCACAGCGUGCGCAGACAUCCGUAG